Messenger RNA from Linum tenue, 226 nucleotides. NCBI's taxonomy places the organism in Eukaryota, Viridiplantae, Streptophyta, Magnoliopsida, Malpighiales, Linaceae. The record is from the annotation of a GenBank genome assembly.
GUUGGAUAUGCGAAAGCUGAUUGAUAGGACUCAUCAAGGGAGCAGAAUUUUCGAGUUGGCAUGUCCGUCAGGACUUAGAAGAAUACAUGUGGCUGUGAGAGUCUAAGAGAUCGUGGAAUUCAUGUCAGUGCUGGGAAAGGAAGGGGUGAAAUUCUAGUUGACCUUCACUAUUACUAGUCCACACUUGGCACAAAUAAAAGUCAAAUUUGGUUAGCUUUCACAACAU